CACUACUGGUCAGAUUCUAAGAAACAGUGGAAUGCAACCUCCAAAAAGACCAGAUUAUGGCACAAAAGGCCGCCUUAUAGCUUUGAGGGCAAACUUCCUCUGCCUAAAUACAUCACCGGAGCUUUCAGACCUGUAUCACUAUGAUGUUGAAAUAACUCCAGACAAAUGUCCCAAAGAAAUAAAGAGGGACAUUGUUAAUGAAGCCAUAAAGAAAUACAAAAAUACAGUAUUUCAAGGCCACCAUCCUGCUUUUGAUGGUGAAAGGAACUUGUACAGUAGGAUAGAACUGCCUGUUCGUGUUAAACUUAACGUUCAACUACCUGGAGGGGAUGGAGGUAGAGACAGACAUUUGGAGGUCAGAAUUCAGUUUGCUGGUUCAGUGAGUCUUUUGGAACUUAACAACUUUUUGAGUGGAAAACAAGAUGUCAAAAGACCUCAUGGUACAGUACAGGCCCUAAACACUGUGGUGCGUCAGAUGCCGUCAUUGUCUAACACCUCUGUUGGAAAAUUAUUAUUUCCAAUUGGUGGUCAAGGAAGAUUCCUGGGAGAGGGGUGUGAGCGGAAAUUUGGUUUUACUUUAAGUGUUCGGCCUUCUGGUUGGAAGGCCAUGCUGGUGAACAUUGAUGUCUCUGCAAAGGGAUUUUACAAGGAGCUUGCUGUUGUUCCUGACUUCUUGUAUGACACCCUCGGGUUAAAACUGAAUAACCUCAAAGACUGCAAAUAUGAAGUGGAUAGAGGAAAGCUUGAAAAAGUUAUAUGUGGACUUCGUAUUCAAACUACUCAUGCUGCCUCUAUUAAGAGGAAGUACAGAGUUUGGGGCGUGUCAGCAAAAUCGGCCGAAAGGAUGCAGUUUGAUGUUACAGAUGAGGGAACAGGUCGCACAUACAAAACAACUGUCGCAGAGUAUUUCAAGGACAGACACAAGGUGACAUUGAGGUAUCCUCAUCUGCCGUGCUUACGAGUUGGACAGAAAAAGGGCACGUAUCUGCCACUGGAGGUCUGUACCGUUAUUCCUUGUGAAAGGAAACAUUUAUCUGAACAACAGAUUACGAACAUGAUCAGAAGUACUGCUCGCCCUGCACCUGAGCAACAGCGUGACAUUCAACACUGGGCCCAAGAAAUGACUCGAGAAAGUAACGAGUAUCUAAGAAAUGAGUUCCAAACCUCACUCAACUCAGAGAUGGUUAAGGUAGAAGGACAUGUGCUUCCAGCACCCAGAAUCAACCUUGGACCCCAGGAUCUGCCAUUGGUUCCUCGUGAUGGCUCAUGGGAUAUGCGCAACAAAUCACUGCAUGAUGGAGCCCGUAUUGAUCAGUGGGCAUUGGCUUGUUUUGACAGGGGAUGUCGGGAAGAACAGCUGAGAAAUUUUUCUGGGCAAAUGGCGAAUGUAUCCAGUCGACAGGGUUUGAGAAUGUCAGAGCAGCCAGUUGUUGUGGCAUACGGCAGGGGCAUAAGAGAUGUUGAGAGUUUGUUUUCUAAGUGGGUAGUAGAUUUUCCAGGCUUACAACUUAUCAUGGCUGUUCUGCCAGAGAGAGACAAACAAAUCUAUCCAGAGUUAAAACGUGUUGGCGACAAUGUUAUCGGAAUUCCAACGCAGGGUGUACAGUCAAAAAAUGUAUACAGUUGUAAACCUCACCUUUGCGCCAAUCUCGCGUUGAAGAUCAACUCCAAACUUGGAGGAAUCAACCAUGUAAUUGCUGCUGUUGUGGCAAGUAUGGAUGCCAAUGCCACAAAGUACUAUGCACGAGUGCGAGCACAGAACCACAGAAAUGGAAAAGCAGCUCAAGAAAUAAUUAAUGACUUGGCGGCUAUGGUGAGAGAGCUUCUUAUUGAGUUUUACAAAGCCAAUCGGAAGCUUAAGCCUAGCAAGAUCAUCUUCUACCGAGAUGGAGUCAGCGAGGGUAAAUUUGACCAAGUACUUGUUCAUGAAGUGCGAGCCGUGCAACAGGCCUGUAUGGAUCUUGAAAAAGCUUAUCGCCCAAGAAUCACCUUUGUGGUGGUUCAGAAGCGCCAUCAUACGAGAUUGUACUGUGAAAACCAACGAGAUGAAGUUGGAAAAGCAAGAAAUGUUCCUCCUGGUACAACUGUGGACAGCGGUAUCACGCAUCCUUACGAGUUCGACUUUUAUCUGUGCAGCCAUAAUGGAAUCCAGGGAACAAGCCGACCCAAGCACUACCAUGUGUUAUAUGACGAUAACUCAUUCACAGCGGACGCCCUUCAGCAGCUCACGUACCAGCUGUGUCACUUGUACGCAAGGAGCACGCGUAGCGUCUCCAUGCCAGCCCCCGCCUAUUUUGCCCACUUGGUGGCCUUUAGAGCUAGACACCACGUGACCGGAAAUGGAAGUGUUGACCUGGAGAACACUACAAAAGCCAUCGAAGUCAACGCUAAGAUGAAAGGAGCCAUGUACUUUACUUAAAAUAUUAAUAAAAUAUUAAUAAAAUAUCACGUAUCGUGAUAUUUUAUUAAUAUUUUAUUAAUGUAUUAU
Messenger RNA from Stylophora pistillata, 2488 nucleotides. Its product is annotated as protein argonaute-2-like. The record is from RefSeq and is a predicted model, not a curated record. NCBI's taxonomy places the organism in Eukaryota, Metazoa, Cnidaria, Anthozoa, Scleractinia, Pocilloporidae.